AUGACUUCUGCACCUGCUUCCUCUAUUUGUUCCCCAAAACGACGUCAAACUGCGUUUCUGCACCGUGCCGCAUUUUUCGGUGCGCAGUUCCUAUUGGCGGUUGAGGAAGCGAACGCAGAAAUGGUGGUGCUGAACGUGGGUCAUCAGCAGCACAACAAAAAUGCUGUGAGCAAGAAGAAGAAGCUCGGGACAACUCAGAACAAGAAGUCCAAGCACCUGAAGAACCAAGUGGGACAUGACACUGCUUCGAAAGUGGCCGCCGCGUAUCCAAGAAAAAAACUGUGUUUGUGUAACUUUCUUUGGCUGACGGCAUCACAAAUUCGCUCUACAUGACAGAGAAAACCUGUCAUGCGUGGCUUGUAAGUGACUAUACACACGAAAUAAAGAGGACUGCGUGGCUGUCUGGCAUGACAGGCGUAAGUCUGUUGCAUGUUCUGCAUCACAGAUUUACACUUACGCAGGUUUUUUCUUGCAUACCACUUCGAAAAAAGCGAUCAACGCGAGUUCGUACUGCAGCAAAGAAUAUCCUGUGCAAAAGUAUCGUACUCGUAGCAUUCAAUCACAAUCGCAGUCGUGCAUUACAAAUCUCCAUCCCAAGGCAAAACAGCAUGCUGAGCUGAUUUGUAUUGCAGCAAUGAGUACUAAGUAGUACGAUACUUUUGCAGUUGAUAAAGAAGAAGGCGGAGACCCGGAUCCCAGCUAUUGCAUUCGGGAUAAGAAAGUGCACCCUGGAGAAAAUUUUGUAGGGCGUCAAGACGCGUUCUCGGAAUGCGUUUUGACAACCGACGUAUCAAAUGUAAAAAUGUCUGGGUCUGGAAGAAUGCGAACUUGUGAUGCGUGUUGCGGAUAAUACAAAAAUCUGUGUUGCAUGACUUGCAAAAGGUCCCCAUUUCUCGCCAUGCUCAGAGGGCAUUUCUCAUGCAUAAUGGGCAUCACCAAGGGGCUGCAGAACCUGUGAUGCUAGGCCCUGCAUUCCAGACUUGGUGGAGCUUGGAAAAACUGCAUGGCAAAUCUCGAAAUCUUCCAGGCCCAGACAUUUUUACAUUUGAUACGACGUUGACACGGACGACCCUGCGAAGAUCAUGGAGCUCCGACUGGACUAUUGCCCGGACGAGGACGGUAUGACGUGCACAUGUGUCUGGGUCUGGACGAAAGGUUGAAUCUGUAUUGCGUGUCUCGCAUUCCUGAAAAAUAUGUAUUGCAUAAGCAGCAAAAGCGCCACACUUUCGUCAUGCAAAGUCGCAGCGUGUAUUGCCAAUGCGUGCUGAGCUGCAUGAGAAGGCGUUUGAAAAAUGUGUGAUGCUUCACUGCAUUUAGAGGCGUACUCAAUCAUGACCAUUCAGCAUUUUUACAAGUUUCCAGACCCAGCAGACAUGUUUGUAAUCCAUAGACGGCUGCAAGAGAACUUCCGCGGCCUGCGGUGACGAUCUCUCCACACCCGAUUCUCCUGACGCGACCUCUCCCAAUGCAAAUUCUACGACCUCUCCCUCGGCGACCUCUCCCAAUUCUACGACCACCGCGGCUGGGUGUUGCUAAGUCCAAUUUACAAAUUGAAAUGUUUCCGCAUCUUCCGCGCCGCCCCCAUUCAGAGACAGUGAGCGCGUAGCCCGCGGCGCAAGCGCAACGAGUACAGAUCAGGAUUUUUCAUAGUUUCUCCUUCUGCAAACGCAACAAGAAAACGAGGAUGACCCCAUUGAGUACUGCGAAAGAAAAUAAAAAUGCAGCAUUUUUCACAUUUUCGCUCAUUAACCUACGAAUGCCACACGACCGUCAUGAUUGUCCUGAAGAACCACCCGUGCAGGGGGUGUCUCGUGAAAGUAGCACCUGCGCGACUAUGCUCGCAUGAUUGAAGAAGUUCUGGAAUGAAAAA
Molecule: messenger RNA, 1870 nt
Organism: Amoebophrya sp. A120
Lineage: Eukaryota; Dinophyceae; Syndiniales; Amoebophryaceae
Source: the annotation of a GenBank genome assembly